AUGUCACCCCCCACACGAUGCCAGAGCCUGACAGCGGCGUUGACAUGGCUAGCACUCUCCGCGUCUGCUGUUGCACAACAAAUCUCGCCGUCAAACAACUCUGCCGACCUCUUUCCUGCCUCCGAUGCGCCCAGAUACACCCUCAAUAGCACACUCUGGGCAAACGUAUCGGUCGAGCUCGCCGCUCUCGGACCAUACAAUGCUGUCAGUCACCGUAGCUUCGUAUCGACAGACGUCAACGGCCACCUCAUCCCCAUCAACGCCGCCAACGCCAACAGCGACUUCAAGUCCCAGCUCCCAAACUUCUUCUACAUUUCCUGCGAUCCCGAAGAUUACAAUGGUGGGAACAUACCGGCUGAUGAGGUCUUUCGGAUCGCGAUCAACAACAAUGAGGCGUAUCUGAUCGUCCUGUACUCCAGGACAUCGAAUCAUUGUCUAGCGACAAACCUCGAACAACUGCCCGAAAUCUUCUCUGUCAUGACGACCACUUCCUCAAGAGUUGCAGACCAACUCGCAUCUCUCGACCUCACGUCUCCGUUGGACGGACCAACAGCCACGCUGCUGCCAGACAUGAGCUCGUUCAGCAAUCAAACCGGCAAUCAGCCAUGGAGUGGAGGAAACACCAGCACAGCAUGGACAAACAGAUCACCAACCACUGCCGUAGCUAUGAUCAUCCUGUACUCCAUCACAGGCGUCAUCACAGCGCUGUUCAUCACCAUAAUCGUGACCGGCGCCAUCCGCGCACAUCGCCAUCCGGAAAGAUACGGCCCGCGAAAUGUCAUGGGACGAGGCAGACAGAGUCGUGCAAAGGGGAUAGCGAGGGCGAUGUUGGACACUAUCCCAAUUGUCAAGUUUGGCGAUCGCAACGAUGGUUCCGGAGGGGCUGGAGCUGCGGCUGUACAGAAAGCGCCGUCGGUCUCUGGGACGAGUCAUGGAGAUGCGAAUCGCGAUAUUGAGAUGACGGGCGGCAUGACCCGUGAAUCAGGCACAGAUGGCGACAGUCCUGUGGCGGGCAAGGAAGUCACAGCGAAGGGCGCGGCAGCCGACACAACAACCACAGAGAUCGUGCCCACGCCUAUUGACGAAGAACCAAAGACCCUCGCCGCAACACCGCCACAAACCAACUCCAGCUCCGCAGCCCCCGCAACCGGCGCCACCACCUCCGAAGCCGCCACCACAAGCCCCAGCGCCUCCACGACCGAUACAACAUCGCCAAACACAGAACCACCACCAACCACAACCAACACCGCAGCCACAACCUCACCAACAACCUGCUCCAGCUGCACCGACGACUUCGAGCUAGGCGCCGACGUCCGCGUCCUGCCCUGCAACCACCACUUCCACCCGGAAUGCGUCGACCCUUGGCUCCUCAACGUCUCCGGUACCUGCCCGCUAUGCCGCAUCGACUUGCGCCCUCCGACCUCAGACGAUCCCGAUUUGAACGAAGAAGCGCUGGGUGGCUCAGAUGACGCCCGCAGAUCAGGCUCAAUACAAAAUCCCGAAGCCGCGCUCUUCAGAGUCCGCCCAGCAGGGCGAUACCACGGUCUAGGCGGACUAGGCGGGAUCGGUCAGCCGGGGAUGGUGGUAUACGACGCGCGACCACCUGUGACAGCCGGCUUCAGAGCUGGAGAGGACUUCAUCAUGGCUAGCUCGUUACGCAGUGGGCGGUCCAGGGGCACGAGAAGGCGGAGCUCUGCUGCUGGCGUUCCCGCAGAGUCCAAUCAAGGCAACGGUGCACCCGCGUCAGGAACAGCAACAUCAACGGGCGCAUUCGCAAGCCUGCGCCAAGCCCUCGCAUCGUCAAACCAGCAGGAAAGGAUAGCGGCAUUGAGAGACUUUGCUGCUGUUUCGCGGCGCGAGGCACGGCAGGGCGCGGCUAGCAGCAGCAGUAACACGACUGCUGGGGGCAACUCCAGUGCUUCCACGGUUGCGAUUCGAGCGGAAGAGCAUCAGCUCAGCAUCGCCCAACGCCUGCGCGAAAGGCUUAGGGUCAGGACUGAGCGACGAGGCUCUAGCUCCCUUGCGAGCACGAUCAUAGGUGGCCCGAAUUUCAGGCAACCGGGAGGCAGGGGCGCGGAAUACACAGUUGACGACGAGGGACCGACCUUGGGCCAGAUCAGGAGUCGGGAGCAUGUUGGUGGGCGGCCGUUGUAG
This is a messenger RNA of Cyphellophora attinorum, 2154 nucleotides long. RefSeq lists its product as uncharacterized. The record is from RefSeq and is a predicted model, not a curated record. Lineage: Eukaryota; Fungi; Ascomycota; Eurotiomycetes; Chaetothyriales; Cyphellophoraceae. Bases 1 to 2154 code for a protein of 717 amino acids. The transcript has a single exon.